Messenger RNA from Adineta steineri, 723 nucleotides. NCBI's taxonomy places the organism in Eukaryota, Metazoa, Rotifera, Eurotatoria, Adinetida, Adinetidae. The record is from the annotation of a GenBank genome assembly.
AUGAUAGUCGUCGCCCAUAUAUUCGUGGUACUUGCCUUAUUAGCAUGCAGCUGUAUUGUUGCUCAUCCUACAAUCUAUCCACAUAUUGCAUUGAAGCACGGAAAAGGUAAUCGUGUACGUGCUCUUCCAAACCCUCCUCCUCCCAUCAUCAGUUAUCAUAUACACAUCACAUAUACUCUUUUCAAUCCACCAGUUGUCAAGGAAGCAUUAGAGCUUCGCAACCGCACACGUCAACGAUUUCAGGAUUAUCUCGCUCCAGAUUGCCCAGGAAGAUACGAUUAUGGAUAUUUAUGUAUGAUCGAUGAUCAUGAUAUAGAAAAUACAACGUUGAUUGGUGGACCGUUCGUCAGUGGUGAAUGGUCUAUCUUUGUUCCGCUUGGUGAUUAUCCGCUCAUUACUCCAUGGCUUACCCAAAAUAGAGGUAAUCUCUCUCUACUUUUACAUCCUAAUACGGGAUAUGAAUAUGAAGAUCAUGACAUAUGGGCGUUGUGGGCUGGUCAACGAUGGCCAUUGGAUAUGUCAAUUUUUGAUAAAGAGACGCAAACGAAUGAAUUUGGGCAUUAUCCUGGUGAUUCGGAUAAUCCAGUGUGUCUUAGUAAAAAUGGUGUAUGUGGGGAUGAUCAACUUUAUACUUCUACUCUAUGUUGCUUCGACCUUGCAUGUAAGGCUGCUGAAACUAUUUCGAAUGGCUUUUCAAACCAUACAAUCCACAGAUGUGCUUAA